UGCCAAGGAAGUGAGGUCACAUAAUAUGGCGGCUGGGGCUUAGCUGCGCUGAGGGAGGAUCCGGGUCUCGGGGAAUCUGCGUCCAUCCUCCCCACCCGGGGUGCGCUGUCGCCCCCGAAUCCCUCCGGCGUCGAGAGGCGGGGCUAAGGGCCGCGAUGGUCUCUGGCGUCGCCCUGCUCUGAGUCAGGGUCCCUCACGACUGGGUCCGGGUCCUGCCGAGCCGCCUCGAUGGAGUUGAGAGUCGGGAACCGGUACCGGCUUGGCCGGAAGAUCGGGAGCGGCUCCUUCGGGGACAUUUACCUCGGGACUGACAUUGCUGCUGGAGAAGAGGUUGCCAUCAAAUUGGAAUGUGUGAAAACCAAACAUCCUCAACUCCAUAUAGAAAGCAAAAUUUACAAAAUGAUGCAGGGUGGAGUGGGCAUUCCCACAAUCAAAUGGUGCGGUGCUGAAGGUGACUACAAUGUAAUGGUGAUGGAGUUGUUGGGACCAAGCCUUGAAGAUCUCUUUAACUUCUGUUCAAGAAAAUUCAGCCUCAAGACAGUCCUUUUACUUGCUGACCAAAUGAUUAGCCGAAUAGAAUACAUUCAUUCGAAGAACUUCAUCCACCGAGAUGUAAAGCCUGACAACUUCCUGAUGGGAUUAGGCAAGAAAGGCAAUCUUGUCUACAUCAUAGAUUUUGGGCUGGCCAAGAAAUAUCGGGAUGCUCGAACGCACCAGCACAUUCCAUAUCGUGAAAAUAAAAAUUUAACAGGAACCGCCCGCUAUGCCUCUAUCAACACUCAUCUUGGAAUUGAACAAUCUCGCAGAGAUGACUUGGAGUCCUUGGGCUAUGUACUCAUGUAUUUUAACCUGGGCUCCCUCCCCUGGCAGGGAUUGAAGGCAGCUACAAAAAGACAGAAAUAUGAACGCAUCAGUGAAAAGAAAAUGUCCACACCCAUUGAGGUUUUGUGUAAAGGAUACCCUUCUGAAUUUGCUACAUACCUGAAUUUUUGCCGCUCGUUGCGUUUCGAUGACAAACCGGAUUAUUCAUAUCUAAGGCAAUUAUUCAGAAACCUCUUCCACAGACAAGGCUUCUCCUAUGACUAUGUAUUUGACUGGAACAUGCUGAAAUUUGGUGCAAGCCGUGCAGUCGAAGAUGCUGAGCGUGAACGAAGAGAGAGAGAAGAAAGACUGAGACACACACGAAAUCCUGCAGUUCGUGGCUUACCUUCCACUGCCUCUGGCAGGCUGAGGGGGACACAAGAUGUAGCUCCACCAACCCCUCUUACCCCAACUUCACAUACAGCAAACACAUCUCCUCGGCCAGUGUCUGGAAUGGAGAGAGAACGGAAAGUGAGUAUGCGAUUGCAUCGUGGGGCCCCUGUCAAUAUCUCCUCGUCUGAUUUAACAGGCCGACAAGAUACCUCACGCAUGUCAACCUCACAGAUCUCAGAAGCCUUGUGCAAAUGAAUCAAAGCUAUUACUUGUUACAUUUCAUGCCGAAGAAGGAUCAAUAAGUGCUCUCCUUUUAUCCUUAGUACAGACUCAAUUUGUCCAAUAUUACACAUGGGCAAUGUAAAUUGUAGCCUUAGUCAUCAGUCAUUUGUUCUGUAGUGUCUAGUUGCAAAGUUGCACCCAUUUGGCAAUUUUGACAUGGCUUGAGCUGUAUUUUCAAAUAAAUUGCCAUUUAUGGAAAAUAGCUACCAGCUUCUGUCUGGUAUAAGUGACCAUCUGUAAUCAUAUCCGGUAUAAGAGGAGUGUGCUUAAAGCUACUGUAGCACUGAAAUUGUUAUGCCUGUGAAAUACGAGGUUGAAAGAGGAAUGAUCUGUCUUGCAUUCUUUGUAUUACUUUGUUAGGUGAUGGUACUAUUCAUACUAUUUUGAUUUUCUUGUAGAAUUUACUAAAGCUAGAAGUAAAAAAUGAUUUCCAAAUUAGCCCUGGGCAUGCAUCCUUGUUGAAAGUAUGGAGCUAAACUAGACUAGUUGUUGUGAAUGAGUCUGUACCUGACUGCAGUAAGCAACUUUCUUGACCAUGGGACAGCUAAUUGCAGAUUGUAACGUUUUGCCUACAGCAUGCAUUACUGGUUUAUUUUAAUAACCUGUGGCAUAUGUUCAGAGUAUUUCAGUUGAAUUACAGCACAGCUCACAUAACAGGCUGUAAGUGUAAAUUAAUGUUGUAUAAAAGAAAGAGUAUUUUUGGAAGAUAAAUGCAUAUCCUGCAUGGUUAUGCAGUGGAAUGACAAUUGACUCCAUUUUGUUGGUCAUUUUUUUGUUUGUUUCCAAACAGAAGGAAAAUGUUUGUCUGGUGCCUGAAGAGAGGAUAUUCACUAACAUUUGUAGCUUGAAACAUUCCAGUUUCUUACUCCAUUGUAGAUUCCCUCACAAUAUGUGUGACACACAACCAAAAAAGGCUUGGAUUUCAUGCAAGUCCUACAGUACUUUACAAAAUGAAGCUUUGUCUCAUGAAAGCCACAGCAGGGGACUCUAGGCUUUCUCAUUCCAAAAUAGUAGCUAAAAAACCAGUUGUGAAUUUCUGAACAGUGAUAUUGUUCAGGUUUGAUUCUAAGAGAAGGGUGUAUGUGUGAGAACCAGAGAACACACUAAAAUUUUGGGAAGGCCAGAUCAGGAGAAGAGCCAUUUGAAGGCAUUGGCAAAUUGAUCUUUGACUUUGUGUCAGUUGAAGAAAUGCUAAAGGAGCAAAAUGUUCCAAAGCUGAACAGGACAUAAAUGUGGAUGUUGCAGUUGGUGUUUAGAGCACCAAGCAUCAAAACUCAAACAGUCACAAAUGUUAGACAAAGGCAGCAGAUGACACAGGAGCUUUUAGUAGCUUUAAAAAUAGAAAACUCCAGUGGUGCCUGUUUGUUGGAAAGAUAAUUGAGGGUUAAAACUUUUUUCGUAAAAAGUAUAAAGGAGGAAAUGUGUUGAUUAUGGUUAGUUUGGAUUAACUGUUGCAGUAAGAAAAAAGAGAGAUUGAUUGUUUUACAUCAUGGCUAUAGUGAGUUCCAUUGACCACAUUGGGACUUGGUUUUUGAGUAAAGAUGCAUAGAAUUGUUCUUUGUUUACUUCACAAAAGUAAAUAAAACUUCUGGGUUUUUUGCUGUUGUUAUAUCAAAACCAUCAUAAACUUUUGUCUAUGACCAGUAGUUACUGCUAAAGGUAUGUUGUUUGACUCUAGCUCAGAACCAUCACAAUUCCUCAAAUGCUAAUAGUAUCUGAUACAAAGAGCAAAAACCUUUUGGGAAGACAGUCUUUAAUGUAGAAUAAUAUGGAAUUUCAAGUUUCAACUCCAUAGGAGCACAAAUUUUGUCACCCAUCACUAGUGUUUGCAAUAAAGUGAUUAAAGCUUAUUAUACUAUAUACUGAGGCUUCAAAAUCAAAGAUCCAGUCCUUAAACAACACAAGUAAGAUUUUCUGGAAGCCCAGAGUCUGUACCUAAUAGGCAUUCUUUGUCAUACUGAUUAUAAAUACAUUCUUAACGCCAUACUUUUGCUUGAUUUGAAUGCUAUCUCCAGUCUUAGGCAAAACAGAUGGUAGCUUUUUGAACGAGUCUCUGAAUCUCUUUUUCCUCUUGUUAAUAUCCAACAAAUGUCUACUCCAAGACAUGAAUAAGAGGUGUAUAAAGCAUAUUUCCCCCUUCAUUCAAUAUACACUGGCCAGAUUCACAGUGGAUAAGAUCUCCUUGAUCCCUACUCUAAGAUCCUGACAUUGAAUGCUGGGAUGGAGCUGGGGAAGAUGUUUCUCUCUAGGAUUUAAAUGAGUGUGUCCUGUGGGUGUAUUGCAGACUUGAUAAUUUUGAAGAAGAAAAAAUAAACCUUUUGGAGUUUUGAGACUAUCUCUUUUAUCUUUCAUCUGUAAAGCCAAGCUCCAGCAGACCUCGAAGGAAGAGGAAGAAAGUGCGUAUUUUAACAACUUAAAUGACCUGGAAUAAAGCACUUUUAGACUCUGA
Messenger RNA from Podarcis raffonei (Aeolian wall lizard), 3925 nucleotides. RefSeq names its product casein kinase 1 delta (gene CSNK1D). Gene Ontology annotation, cellular component: cytoplasm; spindle microtubule; nucleus. The transcript is spliced from 9 exons. Lineage: Eukaryota; Metazoa; Chordata; Lepidosauria; Squamata; Lacertidae. Gene Ontology annotation, biological process: spindle assembly; non-motile cilium assembly; positive regulation of canonical Wnt signaling pathway. Gene Ontology annotation, molecular function: ATP binding; protein serine/threonine kinase activity. The coding region runs from base 229 to 1449 and encodes 406 amino acids. The record is from RefSeq and is a predicted model, not a curated record.